Messenger RNA from Python bivittatus (Burmese python), 1685 nucleotides. RefSeq names its product coagulation factor X-like. Gene Ontology annotation, biological process: blood coagulation; proteolysis. Lineage: Eukaryota; Metazoa; Chordata; Lepidosauria; Squamata; Pythonidae. Gene Ontology annotation, cellular component: extracellular region. Gene Ontology annotation, molecular function: calcium ion binding; serine-type endopeptidase activity. The record is from RefSeq and is a predicted model, not a curated record.
UGGUAGCUGAUCUAAAUAGCACUUUGGCCUUCCUAAUCAGGUGCUUGAGGAAUACCUUGUUUAGUCUUGUUUCCUAUGUGUAGGUGACUAUCUACAAAUCAGUACGUUCUGCUAUUCACUUUGGAUAUACAAUGGCUAGAACUUCUUUGGGGCCAAUCUUGACUUUAUUAAUCUGCUGCUUCAUCAUCUUUUCACAUUCGUUAUCAGUAUUUAUGAAAAAAGAGGAGGCAAACCAGGUUCUGAGAGUUCAGAAACGUGCUAAUACCUUCUUGGAGGAGAUUCUCCCAGGAAAUUUGGAAAGAGAAUGCAGAGAGGAACAGUGUUCGUUUGAGGAAGCAAAAGAGAUUUUCAAGUCAAAGGAGAAAACGAUGGAGUUUUGGUUCGAUUACAAAGAUUCCAACCUCUGUAAAGAAAAUACAUGUAAAAAUGGUGGCAUAUGCAAGGUCAGACGCUAUACAUAUUCCUGUACUUGUCCCCCGAGGUAUGGAGGAAAUCUGUGUGAAAUAGAGAAAUUUGAAUGCUGGUACAAAAAUGGGGGGUGUUGGCAAUAUUGCCAAGAUACUGAACAUUCGUUUCAUGUGAUCUGCUCCUGUGCAGUAGGAUAUACGCUAAAUGAAGAUGGGAAGAGUUGCACCCCCUCAGAGCGCUUUCCCUGUGGACUGGUUAAGCAAUCCACACGUUCUUAUGAGGAAACCAAACAAAGUGAAAUGAAUGCUCAGGAGAACAGGACCAACUGGAAUCAGACGCUAAGUUGGGCUUCCUCAGGAUUGUUGAACCUCACAGGAGAAACUGAAGAUGAUGACAUGGAAGAGCUAAAGGGAAAUUUCACAGAAGAGGAUUUACACAUAUGGCAAAACAUCAACUACACAGAUGAAGAAGAUCCCAGAAUAAUUGGAGGGUCUUUCUGCCGCCCAGGAGCAUGUCCUUGGCAGGUACUGAUUCAGAAUAACAGAGGUUACGGUUUUUGUGGGGGCAGCUUGAUCAGUAGUCAGUGGGUACUUACUGCAGCACACUGCCUUGAUACCGUUGUCCCACAUCAAGUUACAGUGGGAGACUUUGACAAACAUCAGCGAGAACGAGAUGAGCAAAAAGUGCGAGUGCGGAACUACUGGAGACAUCCUCAGUAUAACUCGGAGAACUACAACAAUGACAUUGCUUUGAUCCAACUGACUAGUGAUGUGGUUUUUAGCCAGAAUGUACUUCCUAUCUGCCUUCCUCGCCCUAACCUAGCUACUUUGCUGAUUGAAAACGUAGCCCGUGGAACAGUUAGCGGAUGGGGUGCAACGUAUGCUAAGGGCAGGUUGACUCGCUUUCUCAUGAAAGUGAGAUUGCCCAUUGUGAGUAUGGAGACCUGUCGGCAGUCGACCAAGAGGCUCCUUACGGACAACAUGUUUUGUGCAGGUUAUGAUGCAGAAGGGCAGGAUGCUUGCAAAGGAGACAGUGGUGGACCAUUUGCUGUAUCUUAUCACCAUACUUGGUAUCUCUUGGGGAUUGUCAGCUGGGGGGAAGGUUGUGCUGAAGUGGGAAAAUAUGGAGCUUAUACUCUAGUAUCCAAUUAUAUUUCAUGGAUAACGGAAGUAAUUGAAAGUGUAAGUCAUUCUGAAGGCUUUUUGUAAACCCUGCAGUGAAAACUGAUCAGUCUAAAACAGUGUUGUCCAAACUUGGCCACUUUAAGAUGAGUGGAC